CGCUAUCAGAGUGGCAAGGACAUGUUUGCCCGCCUUUCGCCUUUCACCAUGAUUUUGAGCUUCUGUUCAGAAUGAACAGAUGUGAACAGGAGUGUGAACAGGUAUAUGAGAGCUUAGUAGCAUGUUAACCCGAGGCUCUGAAUCCCGAAGCACCAUGGCUUGGUGGCAAGGGUUUUGCACUACAAAGCCAUGUCAACCAUGUUGGUAAAACGGUCAGGGCUAGGCUAGGCCGGCUAGGGCUGAACGGUCUGGGAAGACGUGGGGGUCCUGCGGCCAUUGGUUCUUCUCCAGGGUCUGUGUGGCUUGGGGGUCCCGCGUGGUCCCACGUGGUCGGCUGCGGAGACGCCCGCGCGCUGUGCCGCCAUGGGGAAGAAGAGAAAAGAUAGUGAUGACGACAAGAAGAAGAAAAAGAAGGACAAAGAUAAAAAGAAGAAGGAGAAGAAAAAGAAAGAGAAGAAAAAGGCCAAGAAAGAGAAGAAGAAGAGUUCCUCCAGUAGUAGCAGCAGUUCAGAUGCGGAUGCGGCAAAGCCCGAGGAUGUCCUGAAAGAAAAGGCCGCGGGACUCGCGACGGCGACCGCGGCGGCGACCGAAGCUGAAGCUCCUCCGGUGAAUCUGGACAGCUUGCCUCCGGUGGAGGAGGGUAUCCUUCGUUUCGAGUUUUCCAUCGAGGAGGUCGGGCCCUUGGGUCUGCGCUUCUCGGGCGGGUCGCCGCCGAUGAUUCUGUCGGUGGCACCGGACUCCUUCGCAAAGAAGAAGGCGAUCCCUGCGAACCACGAGGUUCGUGCGAUCAACGGCCUGGCCUUGUUGCCGCAGAACCAGCAGCGAGUGAUGCAGUUCCUCAAGGGCCGACCCUUAGUGUUGGACGUGAGGCCUGUGGGAUGGAAGCCGCCUGAGAAAGUGAAGGAGCUGAAGCGGAAGCAGGCGGCGGAGGAGGCGGAGCGACAGGCGAAGAUGGCCGUCGAGAAGAAGCGCCGGGAGCAGGUGGCCAAGGAGCAGGCGGAGGAGGCCCAGCGGCAAGCGGUGGAGCGACAGGUGAGGGAGGAGAAGGAGAGGAUCGAACGUGAGGAGAUGUUGGCGAGAGCCCGGGAGCUGCACAAAGAGCAGCGGGAGAAAGAGGAGGAGUUCCGGAAGGCCUUGAACAGCGAGCCGCCUGAGCUGCGGAAGGCGGCCGAGGACAUCAUGGAGGCGGACUACGGUACGGAGAUCAAGCUCCAGGACCGUGUGGGCCUGCCUCUGCGGCUCCUCACGCGACGGAAAGAGGUGGCCUGGAUCUGGGCUGGAGAGGUGCAGGAGCUCAUUGGCGGCGGCGCGCCUGACGACACAUUCACCCAGUGAGAUUCCUGGUUCGGUGCGGCGACGACCACUUUAAAACAAAGGGUUGAUUCUGGAUGAUUCUGGCUUUGUCGUGCCAAAUCCUGAGUAAAACAUGUAAAACACCAUGGUUGUUCGGGAUUCAGGCUAUUUCAACCAUGGUGGUUUGACUUCUAGGGACCGCUACCGCGCCGGUCCAUACCAGCGCCUGUUGGUGUCGCCGUGUGUGUAGCGCUUGCCGAUGUGUGUAGCACUCCCGCUGAUGAUGGCAGUGUAAAAACCGCUGCGGGGUGUGAGCCGUUGUGGCUGAAGACAGCGCUGAGCUCGCACCAGCGGUUGGGGCUGCUCUGGUCUGGCAGCGCUACAGCUGACUGUUGACGGUUCACUUGUGCAGUGGUUUCUGCCCUUUGACUGACCCAAAGUGAGUGGUCAAAAAGAGUAGGAAGUUUGUAGGGAGGUGGGUGUGGCUCAAAGACGCAGAUAGUCCAGGCGC
This is a messenger RNA of Durusdinium trenchii, 1804 nucleotides long. Lineage: Eukaryota; Dinophyceae; Suessiales; Symbiodiniaceae. The record is from the annotation of a GenBank genome assembly.